Acanthisitta chloris (rifleman) is the source of this 1403-nucleotide messenger RNA. RefSeq names its product interleukin 4 receptor (gene IL4R). Gene Ontology annotation, biological process: production of molecular mediator involved in inflammatory response; cytokine-mediated signaling pathway. The record is from RefSeq and is a predicted model, not a curated record. The transcript has 10 exons. Gene Ontology annotation, molecular function: protein binding; cytokine receptor activity. The annotation marks the transcript as partial. Lineage: Eukaryota; Metazoa; Chordata; Aves; Passeriformes; Acanthisittidae. Gene Ontology annotation, cellular component: membrane; external side of plasma membrane.
UUGUGACUGAAGGACAUGUGCAGGGGUUUGCAUGCUUCACUGACUAUGACAAAGAGCUGGUUUGUCACUGGAAGGUGCCUGCACAAACUAACUGCUCCAAAGAAUUCCUGCUCCGCUACAGCACAGAGGUUUCUUCUGUGUCAAAUGUGUGUGUUCCUGAGAAUGCAAAGGAUGAUUUGAGGUGCACUUGCACAAUAUGUGCAGAUUAUUUUAUAGCAAGCCUCACGUAUCUUCUAGUUCUGCAGUUCAAUGGGACUGAUACGUGGAAUUACAGUGUUACACCAGCCCUUGUUGUUAAGCCGAGGGCUCCCAAAAAUGUCUCCAUUAAGAGAGUUGAAAAUGGUAAUUUCAAUCUGAGCUGGGAGGAGAGCUGCUCUCCUUCAUCCAUGCUCUCUGGACUGCCAGUCAUCUAUGAAGUGAAGUACUGGAGGAAGCAGCACCCAACAGAGGUUUUUGUAAAAGCUAUUAACUACCAGGCAAAAAGCUUCGAGAUUGCUGCAAGCUCCUUGAGGAGAGGCUAUGACUAUGUCGCCAGCCUCAGGUGUAACUACACAGACUACCCAGCCUACUGGAGUGAGUGGAGUGAAGAAGUUGAAUUUCACUUCGAUGGUUACCAAGUGACACCUGCAGACAUUCUGCAGAUGGCUGUGCCCGUAUCCUGCAUACUGAUCAUGGCAGGAUUUGUCAUUUGUUACUUCUGUUUUACCAAAGUGAAGAAAGAAUGGUGGGAUCAAAUCCCAAAUCCAGCAAAGAGCCACUUGGUUGUAAAAAAUGUCAAGUUUUCAGUUUUGUGCUACUUUGAUGAAAUUAAGUUCCCUUUCCACGACUUAAAGCAGAGUCAUAUGGAAAACCAAAUAAGUUGCAAGAACUGUCUGGCUCAAAGUUUGUCAAGCCAAAACUUCAAGGCGAAAGAUAACAUCGGAAAUGUUGAGAAAUCUUGCAGUUGCUCCAGCAAGUUUGGAGAGUGGUUGCCAAAAGGCAGCAGUGCAGUUUUAAUGCCUGAGACAAUGCCAGCUGAAGAGACUAUAGACAUCUGUCAGUGUCUAACAGACAGUGAGGCUGAGAGCCAGGAAGAGACUGAUAACCAGUUCACCAUGUUUGAGCCUGGUGGGAGCAGCAUUGGUGAUUUCAGAGAGGACAUCGACCACAAUGAUGCACUAGCUAACCUGUUCGAUGCACUCCUGGCAGAUGAAGAUAACAUGCAAGACAAUAAAGACCCAGACAUCAUCACAGCUGAGAAUAAAACCUUCAAGAAACUUGAUUCAGAAAAUCCAUCACAGCGAAAUCCAGAGGAAAGCGCAGCGCAGAGCAAGGAACCCAGCAGCUCUGCCUACAAGAGCUUCGACGCCCUCGUGUCUCAGCCACAAUCUGAGAGAAGCACCAGCAGGUACUGCAACCUGUGA